UCGCAAAUGAAACCGCAGCAUAAAAUCGUUUAGAAUUAGUCGGAGACCAGCCCAGUCUAUGACCAUUUAUUAUGUACAUUUUAUGCAUAGCGCCAAGAAAUAUGGACCCCAGUGUUUCAACGAAAGGCGUUAGCCGCUAUCCCGUUUUCUCCCAAAAUGCCGUUCUUCUCGUCCAAACGGAGUCGUCCUGAAAUCCAAAAUGACUGAUAGGGGUUCUAGACGCUCCAGGACCCUGUCGGACUGUCAGAAUGUGGAGAGAGGCGCCAAGAAACUGUCGUCCCGGAGCCAGUCUGCUGAUUACUGGGCCGGGGAUCGCGACCAGCCUUCUUCGCCGACUAGCGGGGGCCACGGCGGCGGUGGUAGGGGUGGCGGUGGGGCCAUGCAGAUCGACACUCCGGCCCGCUUCCGGCACGUCAGUGGUAUCACCAGCGAAACAGUGUCCACCAUCCAGGCUGCAGAACGGGAACUCUUUGCAGACCUCUCUCGAGCGCAAGCUUUCGAAGACACAGAUGCAACAUUUGCAGUCUUCGGCCGGCCAAGUAACGGCAAGCUCCGGAUAAAUGUCGCCCAGGAGAGAGAGAUUCUGGGAGGGGCGUACCUGCUGCGCACUGUGGAAAUCAACAAGAUACCCGGUCAAACGUUAGGGUUCUUUAUUCGCGAGGGGGACGGGAUGGAAAGAAGGGACGGUAUUCACGUAUCGCGCCUCAUGCUGGGUGGAUUGGUGGAGGAAUCAGGACUUAUACAAAUAGGCGAUGAAAUUCUGUAUGUAAAUAAUGUUGACAUUUCGAGAAAAACCCUCGACGAAGUGUACAUGAUUUUACAGAUCCCUAUACGGUUACUGAUAACUCUUAAAUCGCGGCAGAUUGGGAAGGGGGUGUUUCGGUCGAGCUGGGGUUCGUUCACAUCGGACAACAUUAGCCCGGGUCGGUUUUCGCCAGCAGCCCUAGGCUUGGGCUCCAAACAGAGGUCCAUAUCGGUAGGUACAAACAGCUCCUUGGGCUCAACGUCGGAUCGUAGCCCUGGGUCGUUCACAGACGGCAGCCAGUCUUGCAUGUCCGCUUUUGAGGACAAGGAAAACAGUCACCGGUCGAAUAUGCGAAGUUCCAAUCAACACAGGCCGUUAGACUUGCGCGGAGCCAAGGGCUCCUACUACCUUGAUAUGGACCUACGUGAGGAGUCCGAACAACAAGUGCAAUCAGCUCUGGAGCCGGACAUGGCUGGUAGUAGUACGACAAGUAGCAGCAGCAACAGCAGUGCAAUUGGGGGCACCAGUGGCAGAGCCACGGCCCUUCCUCUUCCAGUUCCCGUCACGAGAGACUUCAAACUGAGGCACCUGAGUGCCAGCGACGCCCAGCGUGAGUCGGAAACCCCUAAACCCGAGACGUUCCACCGUGCAGCGUCGUUCGACCCCAGCACCCUCCCUGUGGAGGAAGACAGUGAUAACAUGGUCUUCGUGGACGAUGAGGAUUACGAUGACCUCCGCGCGAUUCCUGACACCGAAAUGGAUUCCUUUACCAAUGUGCACGGCUUGCGCAGCAGCGUUCCUGCCUACUCCGGUCGCAAAAAGCAGAGGCCUUAUUCGGCCUUCAUCGAGACUGACCAUAAGGGAUUUAGUAAAGAGGUCGACGACAUUAGGAAGGACGCUGAGAAACGGGGGUCGGGAAAACUGAGACGGGCGUCGUCUUCAGAUGAUGUCAUUGCUGCUUUAACUACUUCUGCAAAACCUAGAGGACAUGUUAACACUAGACAACAUUCCAGUUCGGGAGAUUCCAGAACAGUGCGGCCGCGAUCGGCCAUUCUUGAGUUCUUGCCCAAUGCCAUGAGGCGCUCGGGGGAAGGCAAAGGCCGGCAACGCAAACCAGGCCAAUCAGAGAAGUCCUCCAAGUCCAGUCUCAUGGGCAAGAAGACAACGGACAAGAGCUCUGCAGAGUCAACGGCCGAAGGCGGCUCGCGUUACGUGCCCAAACCCUCGCCGGAUAAGAAAACUCGACGGAUAUCCGCAAGCAAACCUCUAGACAUUGACGUGACGCAGUUUACUAAGUACAAGAGUGACCUUGGCUCGCGCCUGCGCAACAGACAGAUGCCCCUGUCUGGAAUCCUGACUCUUCACCUGUACGGCAGCAGGAAAAUGCUGCCCUCUUUGUCUUCGCGGAAAGAAAACCGCGACCUGUACUGUGUGAUGGAGGUGGACGCCGUCCACAAGGCGCAGACCGCGACGGUCUCGGCCAGGGAUGAGUUCUGUUGGGACGAAAAGUUUGAGAUUGAUCUGGAGCGGGCGCACGAUCUGGGCCUGCUGAUCUACAGCUACACCGACUGGGACACCAACCGACAGAAGCUGUGUUACAAAGCGGUGGUCCGACUGACCCAGCUGCUUAUGCAUUCCACGCGGCCCAAGGAUGAGCCCUUCCGAUUGGCCGUGCGGCUUGAACCCCGCGGCAUCAUGUAUGCAAAGUUUUCCUUCACAGAGCGGCACGUGACCCUCAAGCGUGUGCCGUCGUUAGACCGACGCGGGUUGUUCGGAGUCCCCCUUGAAGUGGUGGUGCGCAGAGAGAACACGCACACCAACAUUCCCAUCAUCGUGCAGAAGUGUAUUGAAGAAAUCGAGCUUCGUGGUAUCAACAUGGUGGGCGUGUAUCGGGUCUGCGGCUCGGCCAAACGUAAGAAGCGUCUUCACGAUGAGUUUGAAGCCUCCAGUAGCUUGGUGGAUCUGUCCAGAGAGAAUCAUCCUGACCUGAAUGUCAUCACAGGUGUCCUGAAGGACUAUCUUCGCGAGCUUCCGGAGCCACUCUUCACCAGUAAGAUGUGCCAGCGCUUCAUGGACACUUUCGGCAACCAGACCAGGGAUCCGACCGACGACGGGGAACAACUGGUCAAAAUGAUCGAGUCGCUUCCACCAGCCAAUAAGACAACUGGUUCCUACAUCAUGGACCACUUGAAGCUCAUCAUGGUGCACUCGGAGGCCAACAAGAUGAACGCUUACAACAUCGCCGUCUGCUUCGGCCCCGUGCUGAUGAGCGCCGCCUCCUGCGGCAGCAACACCGCCCUCUGUCGGGAGGUGGCGACAGGCAAAGACGCCGACUAUGAGAGGCACAUUGAUGUACUGCAAACGAUGGUGGAGUUGUGGCCGGGCAAAAGGGAAAACUUUGCCAAGAUGCAGCAGGACCUCAAAGAGCAACAGGAGCUCCUGGAGGAAGAAGAACGUCCCGAGCCCGAACCCGAACCAGACCACGACCCCUUACUCGACAACGACCCGCUCCUAGACAACCAAGAGGAGGACAGCUGUUACCAUAGCAACGACGACUUGGACGAGACGCUGCGAGCCAAAGACGGCGACGAGGACAGCGAGAAAGCUAGCCAGCAGCAGCAAGAGGAGGAGGAGCAGCAAGAGCAGCAACAAGAGCAGCAGCAGCAGCAGCAGCAAGAAGACGAUUGGGACUCAGAUAACUUGCAAGUAUCUCCCUGUUGAAUCAUAUCAGCUUGGGUACGGUAAAAAUUCUUCAACAAAAUUAUUACGAAUUAGACUUUUGGGUGUUUUGGAAAUCCACGCUUCAUGUCCAGCUUGGGAAUAAUGUCUGGUUUUAAAUAAAUUUCAAACGAAAACCGAAUAAAAACACUGUAAAAGUUGGUCUCGUGCUAUUGUGUGGUAUUUACAAAGCACCCUUUUGCCCAAGGAUACCAAGUGCUAAUUAUUACUCCUGUUCAUCAGGCCAUGAGACCAUUUUUCUAUAGCAGCUCGAGGUCAGCGCAGUCAGGUUCCCAUUUAUACUCCUGGGUGGAGAGAGGCAAUUGCAACCCAUGUCAGUCGGUGUCUUGCCCAAGAACACAAUCACUGUGUUCCCUAGUCAAGGUGCAAACAGUGUUAACUAUUGCACCACAGUGCUGCACAGGAUGUGACGUUCCGGAAAAAGAGUGUGGACCAUCAUGAAGCCAGAGUUCCCCAAGACAGGGACCUAAAAAAAAAACACCUGUAGCCAAAGCUGGAGACAAGCAAAGGUUUCGGAAAACCCCAAGGUCAAGCCCAUCUCAAGGCCAAUCACAAGUCCAAUCACAAGUCCAAUCACAAGUCAGGUCACACAAGUAGGAGCAGUGCAGGAGUUUUGCCAUGCAGUAAGUGUGCUUUGCAAACUUUAGGCUAUAACAAAUGUUCACACACGCACAAAACACUUGUGAGCCAAUCGUCACAGAAAUGGAAUGCAACCCUUUAAAACUGUACUACAUGUAAACAUACUGUACAUGUACAUGUAUGUUCACCUCGUGAACCAAGCGAUUACUAUUUAUUGUCCUGUACAGUGUCCUAGCAAAUUAGCUAGUAUUUAUUUUUUUCUGCUAAGUGUGCUUAAGCGUUGAUGGUAUUGGUCUUUUAGAAAUCGAGCAAGUACAUGUACAUGCAU
Messenger RNA from Patiria miniata (bat star), 4391 nucleotides. RefSeq names its product rho GTPase-activating protein 100F-like. The record is from RefSeq and is a predicted model, not a curated record. The coding region runs from base 200 to 3466 and encodes 1088 amino acids. NCBI's taxonomy places the organism in Eukaryota, Metazoa, Echinodermata, Asteroidea, Valvatida, Asterinidae. Gene Ontology annotation, biological process: signal transduction. Gene Ontology annotation, molecular function: protein binding. The transcript has 5 exons.